Molecule: messenger RNA, 5119 nt
Organism: Pocillopora meandrina
Lineage: Eukaryota; Metazoa; Cnidaria; Anthozoa; Scleractinia; Pocilloporidae
Source: the annotation of a GenBank genome assembly
AUGAAUUUGCUAACCAGGCGGAAAAGCUUAGUGAUACUGAUUCUUUGGCUGUGUAUAGAUUUUUCUGAGGUUUGUGAUUUUGUUUUUACAAAUGUACGACACCACAAUUAUUUAUUUCCAUGAAAAGAUACCUUGAAUCUCUUAGGAAACACUCGUUUCCAUGAAGUGGUAUCGAAUUCAUAGUUUUAUCAUCCAGUUUGCUUGCUCCGUAAGACUCUUUAGUGUCUUCUUUCUGUCUGUCGUUUAUUUCUUAGGUAGAGCUGUCUAUGCCUAUCACAGUCUAUCAUCACAAAAUUUAUUUUGACUCCAAAGAUAAUUGACUAUAAUAGUAUUUUUUGGGUCAGUAACCAAGAAGAAUUAUAUUUAAAAAAGUGAAUUAUGUUAUUUUACGCAAAGGCUGUGACAGACUUUCAAAAUCUAAUGGCAAUAUGGCGUCAUUACAGUGGUCAACUAAUGGACGGAAAUGUAAGUGGCAUUUUUUUCGGUGUUAAAUGAAAAAUAAAAAUUGUCUUAAAAGUUAAAUGAAUUCCAUUUUUUUCUGUCUCAAACUGUGAUAACCUGUUUUCCGCUUGGACAAGAUUGCUUCGUUUGGAGGCUGGUGUAAAUUUCCUGUGUUGUUUGAUAUUCAGCGUCUUUUAUCUUGCAUGGCGGUCAGUUUGAUGCACGAAGGAUCCGGCCACAAAACAGUGCUAAAAUAGGAUAAAAAUAAAUAAAAAGAAAGAAAUAUCCAUACCACAUGAAUGCCUGUAAAGUGUGUUUUGUCUUUUGUAGUUUACGUCUGUUGAUGUAACUGUUUCUAUCUAUCACAAAACAGAGCUCCUACAAUGGUUAUUACAAAGGAGGUGGAGCGUGUUCGUUAGACCCCCUAACAUCAGACUACAGCCAUAAGGGUUGGAUCAAGGUCGCAGCAAGUGAUGGAGAGUUUCAAAAAUCACUUGGCUGUGGAAUGUGCGUCGAAAUUACAGGUCAAGGAAUUCUUGCCGAUCUUACUGAAAAAGGAAGAAUACCAAAGACACCAAUCUUAGGCCCAAUAUAUGCAUUUGUGAUCGAUCGUUGUGGAAACUGUAAACAAGGUAAAAGUAAUCGCGUGUCAAUUACUUUUCUGCAUUAAGACGACAGGAAAGAAUAGCGAUAUCUCACUCAAAAAAUUUAUUGAACAAUCACGUACUUAAAUAACCGACAAUGCUACAGACCCGUUUUCAGUUUUGAGAGCCAUUUGCUGUGGCAUACAUUAACAAUUUCUCUUCUUCCUUAUUUCUGGUUCCUGAUACACGUUUCUUUGCGUUGUUCCUGAGGCAUUUCCACGUAGUCAUGAGAUUUUUAUAGGGAUCAGAAACUAUGGUUAAAAGAAGUAUUCUGUAAAGGGAAAUAAAAGGAGAGAGAAAUCUUGCUUCAAAUACUUUUAAACGACUAAAAUUUCGCAUGAAUGAGUUACUUUAUCCCGAAAACAAUAAUUCAAUAAAUGACAUCUACUUAUUCCUAAGCCGAAAUUUACACUCUACCGCGUCAAUUUAUCUUAGGGUUCGACUUGUAUACCCCUGGUUCUGACCAGUGGAAGACUCAGUUCAAAGCGAUCGAUUGUCCAACAGUUUCCGGCAUAAAUGGAAACAUCAAGUUCAGAUUCGUGGAGAGCAACCCAUGGGCCAUGAAACUGCAAACUCGAAAUUCCAGGCAAGUUUUCUCUGUGAUAUACGUGCCAAAUUAAAAUUAAAAGACGAUCACCGCGCAUAUAUGUUUUUCACUGGUAGGGCUUACAAUCUGCGACUGGUCAUUCUGGAGUUCAUUAAAUUAUUUCGUUCUUGUUGUGAUUAGGAACUUUUAAUGAGUUUGGCGAUCCAUCGUAUAAUUACUGUUACUGAAGUCAAAUCUGUAACGGCUUUUAUAGAUGUCUCGUGAUUAGUUGUACUGAUCGCAAUGAGUGGAGCCAUAUUUUUGCUGGUGACUGUCCUUAUAUCUUACAAAAUCACUUUGUAGAGAUCUCUCCAUGUGAUGUUCACCAUUCUUAUGAGCGUUUGAGGUCCAAGUUGAAACUUGUAAAUACCUAAUACAUAUUCCUACCAAAUCUAUUCUCUUCAGUAGGCUUUUUUACUUUCUGCCAGGGUAGUGACGGUUGGACUAGAGAUUUUUCAGAGUGGGAGAUGGAUUUGUCUUCCGAGAACAGAUGAUAAUUUCUUCCUGGUGGGAUCACCUAAUAAAAUAAAUUUUCCCUUGCGAGUACGCUUGACAAGUGUUAGCGGAGAGCAAGUGGAGUCGACCAUCACAGAGCUGAAGAAUAACGUAGAUCUUACUUCUUCUGUGCAGUUCUCAGGGUUCAUAAAAGGUGGGUCACAAGUUACGAAUCAGCCAAUAAGAGCUAUAACUAGGAAUAUACCUUUUAUGAUUUGAUUAAAACAUCGGUAGAAUUUAGUUGAGAAUAUGAAUUAUUAUUAACUCCUGAAGAUGAAGUUGAAUGAAAAAUGUCAUUUUGUCUCAGAGGAAAAGGGAAUAUUGUGUCCAUUAAGUUUGUCCUCAGCUACGAACAAAGUCAGAGGGUUUAAGGCGACUUAUUUUCAAUCAUCUUUGUUGGCAUUUUUCUUCUUUUUGCCCAUGCAACCUCAGUUCAUUUUCUAUCAUCUGAUUUAAUAUCCGGUUAUGGGAUGCAUGUCAUGUCAUGUCACACUAGAUGUUUUGUCUCCUUUUUUAACAGGAAGUGACCCACGUACGAUCACAUGUUAUGGUCAAGGUCCUAACUCAGGAAAAAGUGACGACGAGACAGGUAGACAACUCACAAGAUCGAUUAAGCUGACAGUCUAGGUCAUGAGUUUAAAUGUAGUACAGGCCUGAAUAUUUUUCAGGCCUUAUUUUUACUAUUGCUUAAGUAGUGUUCAUUACUGCGAAGAUCACUUUCAUAUUCAUUUCUUUAUCCGCAAUUCACAUAUGCCAUUUUUAUGUAUUUACAGUCAUUCAUUUAUCCCUCCACGGCUUAUUAGAAACCAACAUACUGACCACCUCACCGCUGCACCGGUAUCGCAGAGGUCAUACAUGCAUGGGUUCAAAUCCCGUACAGGCCUGAAUUUUUUUCAGGCCUUAUUUUCACUACUGCUUAAGUAGUGUUCAUUACUAUGAUCCGCAGUUCACAUAGAUUAUUUUCUUGUAAAUUAUUUACAGUCAAUCGAAAUAAAGUUAUCACUAUAUUUUAUCAAAAUAGUCAAUAGUUAAGAGAAGUUGCUAUCCCUUGCGAUCAAGUCUUACCAAGAGCCAUCGAGUUUUAAGCAGUUUUUUCCUCUUCACGUUCAUUUUGCAUUCUUGGGUUUAACAGGUGAUGAGGCAUUUUGCAGAGACAAACUAGAUGGUUACUACCAAGAUACCAGGGAUUGUGUAGCAUUUUAUCAGUGCUUUAAAGGCAGUACCUACAGACGACGUUGUAAUAGGGGCCAAGUAUUUAACGAUAUGCUAAAGUCAUGUGACAAUCCGACAAAUUUUCCAUGUCGCCAAAGAUCACUCAUCAGCCCUCUAAAUGCUGACAAAUUUACGAGUUCAGCGAUAUCCCCCAAGAUGGAACUGAACAUACAUCAACCGACCCCGGAUCUAUUAAAAAGAGGUAUGUAUCUACUUUAGACACGUUGUUCGGGUUUACUAUUUGAUAUUAACACACGCUCCGCGAGCAAGAUGUUCCUAGAAUUUUUUAGCCAUGGUGGUUGCCAGAAAAGUGCAUGAAUUCCAAAAAAGCAUAGAAGCUUCAUCCUCUUAUUGAUCGAAAGAAACUAUGAUAUAACAUUCUUGAUGAGAAUAAGCAUACGAUUGUCUUUUUUGAAAUUGAAAACUUUUGACUGCCCUCAAUUUCCAGUGGACGAAACCUUCUGUGUUACUAAACUUGAUGGCUUCUACGAAGACCCCAACAACUGUACAUCAUUUUACCAAUGUCUGAAUGGCAAAGCUACAAAGAGACACUGUUUGAAAGGAAUGGUGUUCAAUGCUUUACUGAAGUCAUGUGACACACCACAGAGCUUUCCAUGCCGGACGACAGAAGGCACUGAAGUUGGGCAAUCAGAAUCUACUGAACCGGAAGUCAAACCAACUCACCGCCAAGGAAUGGACACGGGUGAAAGCCUGGGCAUGAGCAAUCUUGCGACGGGUAGGCAUAUCAAAAGUUUAGUCGAAGAAACACGAUUUUUUUUAUUCUUCCAUCAUACUAAUUAAAUCUAGAAACACAAAAAUGAACAAUUCUUCCAAAUCUUUAAAUCUUAAAGUGAGAAUGAAAACCAUCCUUUUCUGCAGCUAUGUUGCUGUGGGACUGGGGCUAAGGACACGAGACUUAUCGUCGGUGGGAAACCGAGUAGCCAAGAGCUUCCAAACUGUCCGUGACAGUUUCAUAAAUAUAAGCCCGCAGAAUCCUUGAUAUGAUACAAGACCAAAAAUAUAAAUGGACACUUCUCAAACUCUUUCUUUGCUUUCUAUCCUUUUUCAGACAGAAAUGGAAACACGCCACUGACACCAGUAAAACCAGUUAGACCAGCCGUAAAAUCCGACGCAAAUACCAACGAAGUAAUAGGUAGAGUGAGCGCUUUAUAUCUGCAUUCGUUUUGAAUGCACUGUUAUAUUACCGUUGACAAUAAAACCACUAUAAAGUCGAGAUUAUGAAAAUCGCAACUACAUCAGCCUUAACUGAAAAAAUAGAUGGUGCCUUAGAGAGUGUCACUCAGUCAUACAAUGACGUGUUAAAAUUCAGAGGACGUAUUCUUGAAACUUUAUCUUCAAAUGAAAUAGUCACCUCAUAACCAAGCAAUCAUCGUUAACACGCAGCUGUUUCUUUCUAUUCUGUAUUUUAAAAGUGGACAAGGAGUUCUGCCUAGAGAGACCUAGCGGAAAUUACGCGGACCCAUACGACUGCUCAAGUUUCUACUCGUGUUCAUUGGACGAGACGAAGAGGGAGACCUGUCCGAGAGGUUUGCACUAUAACUACAACACGGGCGAGUGUGAUUGGCCCUUUAAUGUUAAGUGCGCCCCACCCCCGCCCUAUAAACCUCGGAUACGUAAAGUAUCUGUGUACAAACCAGGAAACGAUAAGGCCAUGACUAUCAAUGGAUUCAUAACACAUAUCAUGGCUGUGGCAAAGAGGCGCACCAUCCGAAAGGUGUAG